AAAACAAAGAAAGAAAAAUCAACGAAACGCCAUCUACCCCCAACUAAACCCAAAAACUCUGCAAAAAUCUCUGCAUCCAUCAAUGGCGUCUGCUGCAUUUCUUCAUCUAUCGUCGUCAACAUCGUCUUCUUUCGCCCUUUCCUUCAAAUCAAGCCGACAAUUUUCUCCCCAAUCAAUUCACGUUUCGAAAAACCUAAGCUUCACGGUCAAGGCCUCAACAUCCCUCGACUAUUCCGCGCCGUCCAAAUCGAAGACCAAUCCGAGCAGCUGGAAAUGGAAAUUCGAGGGGAAUUCCGUUAACAUCCACUUCGAGCGGCUCGAGAGCGACGGCGGCGCCGCCGAUCGGCCGAGGAAGAAUAUCCUGAUGGUGCCCACCAUCUCUGACGUCAGCACCGUCGAGGAGUGGAGGCUCGUGGCGGAGGAAAUCGUCGGGAAGAACGGUGGGGUCAAUUGGAGCGCGACGAUUGUGGAUUGGCCCGGUCUGGGGUACUCGGACCGGCCGAAGCUCGAUUACAAUGCUGACGUCAUGGAGAGGUUUCUGGUUGAUUUUGUUAGUUCCGCUGAUAGUCCUAUUUCCAGCUUCGUUACAGAUGAGGAGUAUGUGGUCUUUGGAGGAGGGCAUGCUGCAACCAUUGCCGCCCGUGCUACAAAAAAGGGUUUCUUGAAGCCAAAGGCUAUAGCUGCCGUUGCACCCACUUGGGCGGGUCCCCUUCCUAUCGUCUUUGGUCGAGAUUCAAGUAUGGAAACUAGGUACGGGCUUCUAAGAGGAACAAUGCGGGCCCCCGCAGUGGGGUGGAUGAUGUACAAUUUCCUCGUAAGCAACGAAAAGGCAAUCCGAUCCCAAUACAAAUCCCACGUAUAUGCGGACCCCGAAAACGUAACUCCUAGUAUUAUCGAGAGCCGUUAUGCACUCACAAAGCAGAAAGGGGCCCGCUAUGUGCCUGCAGCUUUCUUGACCGGAUUGCUCGAUCCAGUUAAUUCAAGGGAGGAGUUUCUAGAAAUAUUCGCGGGGCUCGACGGAGUGACACCUGUUCUGGUGAUGUCAGCAUUCGGAGCACCGAAGAGAUCGAAAGCUGAAAUGGAAGCUCUGAGAGGAGCAAAAGGUGUAAGAGAAUUUGUUGAAGUACCGGGUGCUUUAUUGCCUCAGGAGGAGUAUCCGAAGGUUGUUGCCGAAGAACUGUAUCGGUUUUUGCUCGAGAAUUGUUGAUUCAAGUCCCGUUGAGGUAAAUGGGCUUUUACACAUUUAGACUUAUUUAUUUGAAACUUUUUUGUUGAGUCGCAAUGUGAUUAAUACAUGAUAAUUUUAUGUUGUUGAAAAUAUUGGACAGAGUUGAUAUCAUAUACGUAAGUUUCUUGGGGUGUAUGCUUUCCCAUUUUGUAUUUAUUUUUCCGAAAAUGUAUUUGAUUUCUUCAGUCAUUUCGAAUCGUUUCUACGACGUGUUACCGAUUUUGUUAUGAUUUGAAAUUGAAUCCCA
Messenger RNA from Erythranthe guttata (spotted monkey flower), 1475 nucleotides. RefSeq names its product alpha/beta-Hydrolases superfamily protein. The record is from RefSeq and is a predicted model, not a curated record. Lineage: Eukaryota; Viridiplantae; Streptophyta; Magnoliopsida; Lamiales; Phrymaceae. Gene Ontology annotation, cellular component: chloroplast.